This is a messenger RNA of Fonsecaea pedrosoi CBS 271.37, 984 nucleotides long. RefSeq lists its product as uncharacterized. Bases 1 to 984 code for a protein of 327 amino acids. The transcript has a single exon. Gene Ontology annotation, biological process: ribose phosphate metabolic process; nucleoside phosphate metabolic process. Gene Ontology annotation, molecular function: ADP-ribose pyrophosphatase activity; ADP-glucose pyrophosphatase activity. The record is from RefSeq and is a predicted model, not a curated record. NCBI's taxonomy places the organism in Eukaryota, Fungi, Ascomycota, Eurotiomycetes, Chaetothyriales, Herpotrichiellaceae.
AUGGCGUUCUCGUCAUCGCCGCCACGGCCAACAACAACCACAUUCAAUCUCCCCAACACCGACCCCGAAAUCCCAGUCACCCAUCCCUCGACGCUCACCGAGGACCAACUUCUCACUUUCCCGGCCUUCAAGACGUGGCUGGAUACCCUACAGAGGAAUCUCUCCCUGCAGCACAGCUCAGCAAGCCACCCGUUUCACACGACCCCGUACUCCCUGAGAUCCAUCGAGAUCCAAUCCGCCGACUUCUUCUCCAGCGGUCGUCUCGGCUUCCUUAAGCUGAAAGCCACCGUGACCAACGACAAUGACGAGUCCUUCCCCGGCUCCGUGUUCAUGCGCGGCGGGAGUGUUGCCAUGUUGAUCGUCCUGACGGCGGCGUCGUCGUCGCCUGGCACUUUCCCCGAGCAAUCAUCCGCGAGAGGUACGACCUCCUCCAAGGCAAGGCCUCAGCCGGGAGGGAACGACGACGACGACGAAGAAGAAGAAGAGUACGCCAUCUUGACGAUCCAGCCCCGCAUCCCCGCCGGCUCGCUCAGCUUCGUCGAACUGCCCGCGGGCAUGAUCGACGACAGCGGCACGUUCGCGGGCGCCGCGGCCAAGGAGAUCCACGAGGAGACGGGGCUGGAGAUCUCGGCCGACGUACUCGUCGACAUGACGCGACUCGCCGCCUGCGUCACCACCGACCCACAGAAGAGUGUCUCCGAAGGAGAAGAAGAAAGAAAAGGCGACGAGCAACUCCAGUUCGCCAUGUACCCGUCCCCGGGCGGCUCGGACGAAUUCAUACCCAUCUUCCUCGCCCGCAAGACACUCCCGCACGCCCAGAUCGAGGCCCUCAAGGGCAAACUGACGGGGCUGCGGGACCACGGUGAGAAAAUCACCCUGCGAAUCGUCCGGCUGCACGACGUCUGGAAGGUCGCGUGGAGAGACGGCAAGACGCUGGCGGCCAUGGCGCUCUACGACGGGUUGAAACGGGAGGGAAAGCUAUGA